AUGGCAUACCACCAAACUGCGUCAUCUCCAAAAUGUCCCUGCUUUCUUAUUCUUCUAGUCAUCACUGUAUUUUGUUGUUGUUUUGCAACAGCAAAAACCCAGAAGAGUUUAAAAAGAGGCGCUUCUUUUUCAGUUGAAGAUGAUUCUGGUUUCCUAACUUCCCCAGAUAAGUCUUUUACAUGUGGGUUCUAUGGGGUGGGCACAAAUGCCUACUGGUUCUCCAUUUGGUUCACAAAUUCCGAGAACAAGACCCUUGUUUGGAUGGCUAACAGAGACAGACCUGUCAAUGCUUUGGGGUCCAGAGUUUCACUGAGUCGAGAUGGCACCAUGGUCUUGACUGAUGUGGACGGCAAAAUUGUCUGGGAGAGCAGCACCAACUCAACUCCCACUGGUGCUGAAAGGGCGGAGCUUUUGAAUUCUGGCAACCUUUUGUUUUGA
Messenger RNA from Prunus armeniaca (apricot), 438 nucleotides. NCBI's taxonomy places the organism in Eukaryota, Viridiplantae, Streptophyta, Magnoliopsida, Rosales, Rosaceae. The record is from the annotation of a GenBank genome assembly.